Messenger RNA from Pyrgilauda ruficollis (rufous-necked snowfinch), 2197 nucleotides. RefSeq names its product polypeptide N-acetylgalactosaminyltransferase 5 (gene GALNT5). The coding region runs from base 20 to 2041 and encodes 673 amino acids. The record is from RefSeq and is a predicted model, not a curated record. Lineage: Eukaryota; Metazoa; Chordata; Aves; Passeriformes; Passeridae. Gene Ontology annotation, cellular component: Golgi apparatus. The transcript is spliced from 11 exons.
CCUCAUUAGCAACCGGGGGAUGAACCUCGCCAGCCCCGCAGCCCCGCGCCGUGGGCCCCACUCUGCGGGGAACGCCACAGGGAGACGUGGAAAGCACAAAGAGCUUGCUGGCAAGAGCAGUGGUGGUGCCCACGCUGCCACUGCCACUGCUGGGGCCACCGCCGUGGGUGGCAGGAACCGGACGCUGGGUACGACACCACGAGCAGCUCCUACAGUGGCUGGCACUGGCCAGAAUGGGCAGGAGCAGAGGAGAACAGCUCCUGGAGCAGAUGGCACUGGCCAGGAUGGGCAGGAGCAGAGGAGAGCAGCUCCUACAGUGACUGGCACUGGCCAGGAUGGGCUGGAGCAGAGGGAAACAGCUCCUGGAGCGGCUGGGACUGGCCAGGAUGAGCAGGAGCGAGGGGGAGCAGCUCCUACAGCUGCUGGGACUGGCCGGGAUGGGCAGGAACAAGCAGGGGGCAGCCCGGGAAUGCACAGAGUCCUGUCCAUGGAUGCAACGCUCUCCCCAAGGGACCCCCGAGCUCCCGGCCAGUUUGGACACCCUGUUGUUGUCCCUGAUGAUAAACAAGAAGAAGCGAAAAGCAGAUGGAAAGAAGGAAACUUUAAUGUCUACCUCAGCGAUCUGAUCCCUGUGGAUCGAGCCAUCGCAGACACCAGGCCGGCCGGGUGCUCUGAGCAGCAGGUCCACGACGACCUGCCGAGCACCAGCAUCAUCAUGUGCUUUGUGGACGAGGUGUGGUCCACCCUGCUGCGCUCCGUGCACAGCGUGCUCGGCCGCUCGCCCCCGCACCUCGUCGAGGAGAUCAUCCUGGUGGACGACUUCAGCACCAAGGAGUACCUGAAGGAGCAGCUGGACGCGUACAUGUCGCGCUUCCCCAAGGUGAAGAUCCUGCGCCUCCGGGAGAGGCACGGGCUGAUCCGGGCCAGGCUGGCGGGAGCUGAGGUCGCCAGAGGCGCUGUGCUGACCUUCCUGGACUCGCACGUGGAGUGCAACGUGGGCUGGCUGGAGCCGCUGCUGCAGCGCGUGCGCCUGCGCCGCACCAAGGUGGCCUGCCCCGUCAUCGAGGUCAUCAGCGACAAGGACAUGAGUUACAUGACCGUGGACAACUUCCAGCGUGGGAUUUUUACUUGGCCAAUGAAUUUUGGAUGGAGGCAGAUUCCACAAGAGGUCAUUGAGAAAAAUAAGAUCAAGGAAACUGAUAUAAUAAGGUGCCCCGUCAUGGCAGGCGGCCUGUUCUCCAUCGAUAAGAAGUAUUUUUCUGAGUUGGGAAUGUACGACCCAGGACUGGAUGUCUGGGGAGGGGAAAAUAUGGAGAUUUCAUUCAAGGUCUGGAUGUGCGGAGGAGAGAUCGAGAUAGUUCCGUGCUCCAGAGUCGGGCACAUUUUCAGGAAUGACAAUCCUUAUUCCUUCCCCAAAGACCGUGUGAGGACGGUGGAGAGGAACCUGGCCCGCGUGGCAGAGGUGUGGCUGGACGAGUACAAGGAGCUGUUCUACGGCCAUGCCUAUCACCUGCUGCACAGCGCCGUGGAUGUCGGCGACCUGAGCCAGCAGAUCCGGCUGCGGGAGCAGCUCCGCUGCAAAAGCUUCCGCUGGUACCUGGAGAACGUGUACCCGGACCUGGAAGCUCCGCUGGUUAAAGCCAGUGGGCUGCUCGUUAACGUGGCCCUGGCGGGGUGCAUCGCUGUGGAAGGCACCAGCCUGGCGUUUGAGGAGUGUGACGUUAACAGCACGCACCAGAAGUUCAACUACACCUGGCUGAGGCUGAUCCAGCACGGAGAGCUGUGCGUGGCCCCGGCUGGCGUCGUGGGAGCCGUGGGCCUGCGCCGCUGCCAGGGCAGGAGCCGCAGCCUGGCCUGGCUCCACAGGUCGCUGGCCACCGUCCAGCCGGGGCUGACCCACCACCUGGUCUCGGAGCACCGGCAGCUCCCGCAGCCGGCGUGCCUGGAGGUGGAUCCCUCGUACAGAGCGCUGCGGGUGAAGGGCUGUGACCCCAGGAACCCCCACCAGAAGUGGCAGUUCAGCAGGUACCACGCGGACUGAGGGCAGCCCGCUGCACCACGACUGCCACGGUGUCACCGCAGGCUCGGGGGGACAUCGGCGUGGCUGACCAAGGGGGAACUGGAAUUGUGAUGUGAUACCUGCACGUGGAGGGAUCCAGACACCCAGAGCAGCACGUCUGCAGAGCCUGAACACAGC